Nematostella vectensis (starlet sea anemone) is the source of this 2267-nucleotide messenger RNA. Its product is annotated as tetratricopeptide repeat protein 8. The record is from RefSeq and is a predicted model, not a curated record. Gene Ontology annotation, molecular function: protein binding. Gene Ontology annotation, cellular component: non-motile cilium; BBSome; ciliary basal body. Gene Ontology annotation, biological process: non-motile cilium assembly. The transcript is spliced from 15 exons. The coding region runs from base 170 to 1693 and encodes 507 amino acids. Lineage: Eukaryota; Metazoa; Cnidaria; Anthozoa; Actiniaria; Edwardsiidae.
GUUGUUGGAAAAGAAAAUAAGCGACACACAGAAAGCUAUGCGCAGGAAGCCGGUGAGUUUACUAGGCCUUGCAUCAAAACGACCAGAAACUCACCCGGCUGACCAGUUUCUCUAUUCAUCUGUACCGGGAUCCCUGUUGUAAAGGUAUUGGGUUCUAGUGUUGUCCAAGAUGGCGGUGCAGCUGCCAAUGCAGAUGGACCCGCUUUUUCUCUCACUUUCUCUUUAUCGGCGGCGAAAACAUGAAGAUUGUGUCGAAGUCUGCACUCAGAUGCUUAAGAAGAAUCCAUACGAUCAGGCUGCAUGGUGCCUGAAGACACGUGCCCUGACAGAACAGGUCUAUGUGGAUGAAGUAGACGUGGAUGAAGAAGGCAUAGCAGAGAUGCUAAUGGAUGACAAUUCAGUCGCACAAUUGCCGAGGCCAGGCACCUCUCUGAAAAAGCCAGGAACUGGCCAAGGCGGGCCCACCCCUGGUGUGAGACCCAUGUCACAGGCUGGUCGCCCCGUUAGUGGUUUUGUGAGACCAGGAACUCAGGGUGGUCGCCCAGGGACUAUGGAACAGGCAAUACGAACACCAAGAACUGCACAGACUGCACGGCCUGUAACAAGUGCGUCAGGGAGACAUGUCAGGCUUGGAACGGCAUCCAUGCUGUCUCAGCCAGAUGGUCCAUUCAUCAACAUCUCUAAACUAAAUUUGUCUAAAUAUGCACAGAGACCUAAUCUUGCAAAGCCAUUGUUUGAGUAUAUAUUUCACCAUGAAAAUGACGUCCGAAAUGCCUUAGAGUUAGCAGCGAAAGCCACUGAAGAAGCACAGUUCAAGGACUGGUGGUGGAAAGUACAACUUGCAAAAUGCUAUUACAGGCUUGGCAUGUACAGAGAUGCAGAGAAGCAACUUAAAUCAGCACUGCGAGACACAGAUAUGAUUGAUACUUACCUCUAUCUCUGCAAAGUCUAUAUCCGCCUGGAUCAGCCUCUCACUGCAAUCGAGACCUUUAAAAAGGGAGUAGAAAAGUUUCCUGGUGAGACCACAUUACUGACUGGUAUUGCUAGAAUACAUGAGGAGUUGAUGGACAUGACAAAUGCAGUCAAGUUGUAUAAAGAAGUUCUUUAUUUUGACAACACCCACGUGGAGGGCAUUGCUUGUAUUGCCACAAACCACUUCUACACAGAUCAACCAGAGAUAGCCAUGAGAUACUACAGGCGUCUAUUACAAAUGGGUGUGUACAAUGCAGAGCUGUUCAACAAUCUCGGGCUGUGUUGCUUCUACUCACAACAGUACGACAUGACGUUAAGCUGCUUUGAGCGUGCACUCUCUUUAGCCUCUGAUGAAAAUAUGGCUGAUGUCUGGUAUAACAUUGGACAUGUGGCACUGGGUAUUGGGGAUUCAGCUCUUGCUUAUCAGUGCUUUCGUCUGGCAUUAGCGGCCAACAAUGACCACUCCGAGGCAUACAACAAUCUAGGAGUGCUCGAGAUGAGGAAAGGACACAAUGACCAGGCCCGUGCAUUUUUACAGGCCGCCGCUGGCCUGGCACCGCACAUGUACGAACCUCACUAUAACCACAGUCUACUCUCGUUCAAAAUUGGAGAUCUUCAAAGUAGUUUUGGUUCCGUGAACAAGUCGUUGGAAGGGUACCAAGAGCACUGUGAUAGCAAGGAUCUUCUAAAGCAGCUACAAGAAGACUUCUCCGCGCUCUGAAUUCCUCCACCCCCCAGACAUGUGUUUCUGGCUUCCCUUACUUUGUCCUGGAAAAUGUUUGAACCUGGAAAAGCCGAGUCGAUUGCGGUGAAGUUUUCGUUCGGUCAAACCUUCCACUCAAACCCAUAGAAGCAGUGCUUACCCCUCCCCCUCCAAAGAAAUAGUGCUUCAGGCUAUGGCGAAUGUAAAAGAUCUCAAAAGCGUUUUCUAGCUUUAAAAAAAUGUAGCUGCCCCCGCCGCGUCCGGGAGGAGUAUUUUAUGAUAUUUUAUUAACGCUUGCCUUGCCUUGCCCCCCCUCCCCCCGCCUUUUCCAUGUAAUGCCUGCGCAUCCCUCUAGGAGCUUUAUUACUCCCCGGUGGAUGAUUCAAAUUACUGUUAUUUAUUAAUUGAUGAUAAAAAUCCCAAUUAAUUUAUGCAAAUACCGUCAAUACUACAAUUAUUUCAACUAGCACCAGUUCUUGUCUAGCCUACCUGCCUCGCAGGCGUUUUUAGGCAGGCGUCGCCUACUCUAGGCGUUGCUAAUGAUAACUUGCACGUUGUAAAUACUACCAGUGUAAAUAAAUAUUACAUCGUA